Molecule: messenger RNA, 1300 nt
Organism: Triticum aestivum (bread wheat)
Lineage: Eukaryota; Viridiplantae; Streptophyta; Magnoliopsida; Poales; Poaceae
Product: ervatamin-C
Exons: 2
Coding region: 75-1118 (347 amino acids)
Biological process (GO): proteolysis
Molecular function (GO): cysteine-type peptidase activity
Source: RefSeq, a predicted model, not a curated record
AUAAACAGCCCAUAACGGCCUGCUCAUGCAUACUCCUGCCUCCUCAGUUCUCUCGAAGGCCGAUAGCUCCAGCAAUGGCCAGGCCCUCCCUACUUCUCCUGCUGCUCGUCUCGGCCUGCGCCGCUCUCGCUGUUGCCGACGAUGAUCCGAUGGUCAGGAGGUUCGAGCAGUGGAUGGGCAAGCACGGCCGCGCCUACACCGACGCCGGCGAGAAGCAGAGGAGGCUCGAGGUGUACAGGAAGAACGUUGAGCUCAUCGAGGAGUUCAACUCCGGUGGCCACAGCUACACGCUGACCGACAACAAGUUCGCCGACCUGACGAACGAGGAGUUCAGGGCCAAGGUGCUCGGCCUAGGCGCUCCGGGGCGAACCGGCCGGCGCGCUCCGAGAACAGAGAACUUUGCCCCCGUGACAAUGCCUGAAAAAGAGGCUGACAAUGAUAAUAGUACUCUGCCCAAGGAGGUGGACUGGAGGAAGAAAGGGGCGGUGGUGCCGGUGAAGAACCAGGGCGGCUGCGGCUCGUGCUGGGCGUUCGCGGCGGUGGCGGCCAUGGAGGGGCUGAACCACAUCAAGAAGGGGAAGCUGGUGUCGCUGUCGGAGCAGGAGCUGGUGGACUGCGACGCCGAGGCGGUGGGGUGCGCCGGCGGGUUCAUGAGCUGGGCCUACGAGUUCGUCAUGGACAACCACGGCCUGACCACCGAGGCCAGCUACCCGUACCUGGGCGUCAACGGCGUCUGCCAGACGGCCAAGCUCAACGAGACCACGGUGAGCAUCGCCGGGUACCGGAACGUGACGGCCAACAGCGAGCCGGACCUGCUGUGGGCCGCCGCCGCGCAGCCCGUGUCGGUGGCCGUCGACGCGGGGGGCUUCGUGUGGCAGCUCUACGGUGGCGGCGUCUUCUCGGGGCCCUGCACCGCGCAGGUGAACCACGGCGUCACCGUGGUGGGCUACGGCGAGACCAACGCCACCGUCGACGAGGGGUCCGGGAAGUACUGGAUCAUCAAGAACUCGUGGGGGGCGGGGUGGGGCGAGGCCGGCUACAUGCGUCUGCAGCGCGACGCCGGCAUGCCCACCGGCCUGUGCGGCGUCGCUCUGCUCGCGAGCUACCCCGUCAUGUGAGUCUGCCAUUCUGGCUGGUGGUGUGUGUAGAGUCUGCCAUUCUGGCUGGUGAUGUGUGUAAGUAGGCUAAUGCAGCAUUGUGAAGUGUGACAGAAUACAACUAGUAGUACAAAAUAUCUACAUAAGUGUGUAAAUAUGCGCGUGGCCAUAUUUAAUUUACAUAAUGGCAAGGUUGAGCAGCA